CUCCAUAUAUGGAUUUAUUCAUGCGUAAAAAUGGCCACUUCUGCUGGAUAGGUUAUCACUACAGACCUAGGCCGCUCAUACUCUAUCGCGGGCUCUCGGUUGUCCCAGAACACCGAGACAAUCCAAGAAAGUGGACUAGCUUUCCCUUUUCAGUCUAUCGUCUCAACCAGCGGCCCUCUUUCUCCUGUCACCCGUACAGUCAAACUCUCAUAACCUCAAUAAAAAAUUUAUUGUCUCAUACCUCCUUUGUGGUCACCUGCCCAAAUGCUGACCGCCAAGUAAAAGAGACAACGUUAGCGCUACAUCGAUUCGAUAGGCCCUACUGCGCUUUAACAACCAGCUGUCAACCAAUACCCAAAUUACCAAGGGCGCAUUACUCCUGGAAUAUACGUAUGAGCACCUCAAAGGAGUCUAAAAUGAGCAAACAAGCGUUCCUCUUUUUCCCUCAAGUUGCUCCAGUUGGAUGGCAUUUGAUGGAAGAGUACCAUGAUGACAGCAAUCAACUGGAUCUUCAUUCUAUUGGACAAGAAUUUGUUGACCUUGCUGAGGAUGUGCAUAUGUUCCUCAAAUAUCUCCAACACCACCCUACAGUCGACGGGAAAGUUGAAUGGAAUCCAUUGGGACCAGCCACUUCGAGUAAUUUAGCUGAUUCGUGUUUCCUUGUAGCGUCGACCUCGCGGGACUGUUUCACAUUUCUCCUAUCACUCCCAGAAGUGAAAGAGAGAAGUUCUAUUCAAACGCGACUUCACGCUAUACACAAGAAACUACUCGAAUCCGCCAGGAACUCUAAAUACUCUGCAAAUCUGCCGGGACCGAUCUCCCUCUAUGAAGCUUCUCAAGCUUAUAGUAGAUUGCGAUAUGCUCGCCUUCAGCUUUCUCGAUCUCUGAAGCAUUCAAUACAACAAGACCCUUCAAAAUUCAUAGAUUCACGUAAUACUGGUCGAAAGGGAACCAAAACACCUUCAUUGAUCGACAGGCUUCAUCGCCUCCAUCGCAAAUACCCGCUCCGGAUCGGUGGCCCUCUAUUGAAUGAAUCUAACCUCCCAGCAUGGGCUCUAAAUUUGGAUAAAUUGAAUGACAGUGUAGGGAUUCAUUGGCUGAAGGCUGCCUCCUCUCAAGAAGGGCAGCGAUGGGUACACGAGCGCCCACAAGACGACAAGCACCAUAAGCAAGCCGAAUUAAUGGAAAUAUUCUGGAGUACUGUACUGGAGCAAAUCAGGCAAAUACCUGGUCGCAACGAACAUCCUGGUUCACGUCAGUUUGAAUUGAUGCUUCGAUCGAGGAUGUGCCAAAGCGAAGCAUCUGUGGUGACCGUGGCCGUACUAGGACUCGUUAAUUCUGG
Messenger RNA from Acaulospora colombiana, 1342 nucleotides. Lineage: Eukaryota; Fungi; Glomeromycota; Glomeromycetes; Diversisporales; Acaulosporaceae. The record is from the annotation of a GenBank genome assembly.